AUGAGUAAUUUCUUCGAGUUCCCUCUCUUCUACCACCAACAACAAAACAAUCACAGUCACGAUCAAAAGACGAUCCAAUGUUUGCCUCUUCUUAGCAGAUUUACGGAGAAGGAGGUGAAGGAAGAGGAAGACGACUGCAGAAUGAAUGAGAAUGCCGCGGUGGCGCUCCACAUAGGGUUGCCUGAUAUAGGAGAAAUUGAUGGAGAUCAGAGAAACCGCUAUGGUUUCAAGGAAGAUGACAAUGAAGAAGAAGAAGACGAAGAAGAUGAGUAUUCUGUGAAGAAGAAGUCUUGUAAUGGAAGUUUGAAUGGUGAGAGGAGAUUUUGGAUCCCAACUCCAGCACAGAUUCUUGUUGGUCCCAUGCAGUUUUCUUGCAGCAUAUGCAACAAGACAUUUAAUAGAUACAAUAACAUGCAGAUGCACAUGUGGGGCCACGGGUCGGAGUUUCGGAAGGGCCCGGAGUCCCUGCGCGGGGCGCAGCCGGCGGCAAUACUGCGGCUUCCGUGCUACUGCUGCGCAGCGGGGUGCAAGAACAACGUGAACCACCAGCGCGCGAAGCCGCUGAAGGACUUCCGCACGCUGCAGACGCACUACAAGCGGAAGCAUGGGGCCAAGCCGUUCGCGUGCAGGAAGUCGUGCGGGAAGUCGUUCGCGGUGAAGGGCGACUGGCGCACGCACGAGAAGAACUGCGGGAAACUCUGGUACUGCACGUGCGGCUCCGACUUCAAGCACAAGAGGUCGCUCAAGGACCACAUUAGGUCCUUCGGGAAGGGCCACGCGCCCCACCCUUCCCUCGAAGGCUUCACAUGCUCCGAGGACGACACCGCCUAGAGA
Messenger RNA from Salvia splendens (bonfire salvia), 834 nucleotides. RefSeq names its product zinc finger protein WIP3. Gene Ontology annotation, molecular function: DNA-binding transcription factor activity. Gene Ontology annotation, cellular component: nucleus. The record is from RefSeq and is a predicted model, not a curated record. Lineage: Eukaryota; Viridiplantae; Streptophyta; Magnoliopsida; Lamiales; Lamiaceae. The transcript has 2 exons. Gene Ontology annotation, biological process: anatomical structure development; regulation of gene expression. Bases 1 to 831 code for a protein of 276 amino acids.